Schistosoma intercalatum is the source of this 4447-nucleotide messenger RNA. The record is from the annotation of a GenBank genome assembly. NCBI's taxonomy places the organism in Eukaryota, Metazoa, Platyhelminthes, Trematoda, Strigeidida, Schistosomatidae.
GAUCAAAGAUGCACUGGUGUUAAUUACGAUGGUGAAUACCUUAGUGUAUAAACUAUAAGCAAAACGGGAACUUAAACCAGAUUGCCAGGCGAAACGUUGGAUUUACUUCAAAUUCUUUCGCUGAGAUUUUCCAAAUACAUUCUUCCUCUUUAUUCUAGAUUAAAAUAAUUUAAUGUAAUAAGGAACUUCUUAAAUUGAAUUUGAAAUUCCAAAUGAUGGUGGAAAUUUUCUCAUAAUAUAUAUCAUGUAUGUAGACAUAAUUAGAUAAGGGUUAGUAACUACAGAAAAAAGAAAACUGGAUACGUGUAAACAUCGUCAACAUCAUACGAAAUUCACACGACGGACUACAGUACAAAGUCAUGAACGGAGAACAGCUGACAGAUGCAUUCAAAUUGAGAAACGGAAUCAGAAAAGGCUGCUGACUCUCCCCUUCCCGUUUUCUUCUGGUGAUUGACUGAAUUAUGAAGACCUUAUCUGAAGAAAAGCACGGAAUACAAUGAACAGCUCAAAAUCAAUCAGAUGAUUUGGCCUUCGCAGAUGACCUGGCCAAUCCAUCCCAUACACACGAACAAAUACAGAUGAAGACAAGUAGUGUAGCAGCAGUCUCAAUACACAAGGGAAAACCAAGGUCCUCAAAUACAACACGGACAACACUAAUCCAAUCACACUUGAUGGCAAAACUCUGGAACAUGUAGAAUCCUUCACAUACCUGAAAACCAUCAUCGAUGAACAAGGAGGAUCUGAUACAGAUGUGAAGUCAAGGAUUGGCAAAACGAUAGCUGCAUUCCCACAAUUGAAGAACAUGUGGAAAUCAAAACAACUCUCAAUCAAUAUCAAAGUCACAAUCUUCAAUACCAACGUCAACACAGUUCUACUGUAUGGAGCUGAAACUUGAGAAACUACUACAAUCAACAUCAAGAAGGUGCAAGUAUUUAUAAAUGGUUUUCUAUGCAAGAUAGUCAACAUACAUUGGCCUGAUACAAUCAGCAACAGCCUUCUGUGGGAGAGAACGAAUCAGCUUCCAGUUGAAGAGGAAAUUAGGAAAAGUCGAUGGAAAUGGAUAAGAAACAAAUUACGGAAAUCAUCACAUUGCAUCACGAGGCAAGCACUAACUAGAAAUCUUGAAGGGGAGAGGAAAAGAGGAAGGCCGAAGAACACAUUUUAUUGAGAAAUAGAAGCAGAUAUGAAAGCGAUGAAUGACAACUGGAAGGAGCUGGAAAGGAUUGUCCAUUGAAACGUAGAAUAACUGGUUAACAUGGGUUUGAUUCAAAAAUACUGUUGUUAUAUUUGUCAGUUUACAGGAUUAACUUAAUUUAAAAGUUUCUAAAACGGAUUUUGUUUUUCGAGCAUAUUCAUGAAAAUUCUGAUCCCAGUGAUUUGAAAUAGAAAUUGAGUUAUGGUAAAAUUGAACACCUUUUGAAUUAAAACAAACACAUUUUUACUAUUGUACAUUUUUCCUAUAGUGAUUUAUUGAUUUCUGAGUUUACAAUCUGAAAAGAUGACUGAUAUAUGUACUGUUUUUUCUUACGAACGAAUUGUAUAAGUGCUAAUUUUGAAUUCUGAGUGAAAGAGUAAAUGUUUGAAAGUUUUUAAAAAAGGGGCCAAUGAACACACAGUUGAUAGUUGAUAGUUGGAAACAGACAUAAAAAGAAUGAAUAGCAUCUGGAAUGGAUUACCCAAACAGGGUUGGACGUAGAGUGCUUGUGGGCGGCCUCCACGAAGCGUAACAGACGUCACAAAAUAACAACAUUUGUUUCUUUAUGGAUAAAAACUUGAAAUUUCAUAUGAUUGAUUCAGACAGUAUAGAAUUAUUCAAUUCAUUAUCACCAACCAAAAGUAGAUCAACUGAAAAGAAUAAACUUAAAAAUAGUACAUUUGGAAAAGAUCAUAAUUCAAUAGAUCAACUGAUUACAAGUAGUAACGCUAGUAGUGGAUACUGGGAGGAUUGUGAUUCACUUGUUACAAGUGAAUAUGAUGUUUUUGGAUUGAAUUGGACAACUUGUCAUCAAAACGCUAGAAUAAAAUGCAACAAAUUGAAACAUCGACCACUACCAGAUGCGACUAAUCAUUCAUCACUAGUUAGAACUCGAAGUUUCCAUGUAAAACCAAAUGAUUACAUCAACAAAAAUUCAUAUGAACAGUAUACAAGAGAUCAUUAUUCAGAUUCAAUUCUCAAUACUUACUGUGAAGAUAUACAAUUUACAACAAACUCUCAAAAUAAAGCAGCUACUAAUAUACGUCAGUCGUCGUUAGAAGAUAAUAAUCAUCUAUGUAUACCAAAUGAUUCACUGAGUGGACUUGAUUCGAUUGAAUCAGAUUUUUUAUUUUGUCAAAACAGUUGUUCAUCUGUAAAUCAUAUUCAGUCAUGUCAACGUAUUUCCUCUGAAGUACAGAAUGUUGAAGAGAAAACGUUUAAAUACUUAAGUGAAUGGGAUGAUAGUGGAGAUGAAGAUAUUAUAAAAGGAGCAGAACCAAAAACUAAAUUUGAGGCUGCGUUAAGAAGAGCUGAAGAGAAAAAUAAAAAACGAAUGGAGCUGAUAACUUCUAAAGACUUUUCAACAUCAGAUAAUAAAAAGAUGCCUGAAUGGGGUUCACCUAUCCAAAUAAGGAAGAAUGCUGAUCAAAGUAGAUUUAUGGAAUGUUCUCUUUCAUUAGAUAUUCCGGUGAGCAACAGCAGUUCUCCGAAAAUAAGUAGACCUUCUGAUCUUUGUCGCGAAGUUGAAGAAUGGUUGGAAUCAAGACCAUCAUGGAUUGACCAAAAACAUCAGAAAAAUAAUCCAGCGUUACAAAUUUGCUUUUUAAAUAUAUCUGAACAAAAUUUGUUCUCUUCCAUGGAAGCAAUAGUUGCUGAACCUUAUUUGGACAAUAAUGAUUAUAGAACUGGACAAAAUAAUAUAGAAACUAAUUUAUUUUCAACUGUUAAUGUUAUUAAAACAAAUGAUAGUAUUCAAACAAUUAGCUCAUUGAAUGACAAUGAAAUUAGUUUGAAUAGUACUGAAGAUUAUGAUGAUAAUAAUUCACAGAGACUAACAUUGAAUGGUAAUUCAUCUUUUGUAAAUCAUAAAAAUGAAAAGAAUCGUACAAGUUCAUCAAUAUCUGGAAGAUCAUCUUUAUUAUUAGCUUUUGAAUCUUCGGUUAAUUUAAUUGAUUUAUUGAAUGAGAUCAAUAUGUAUUAUGAACGAUUAUUAGAUCAAUGUAGACAAGAUUGUUUUGAUGCACGAUCUGUUGUUUAUUUACAAGAACUAAUAAAGAAUCAUAAACGAUUUCAAACAGAAACACAAAUUGCUAUUAUUCAGGUUCCAAAAAUAUCCGCAAUGCAAGCAGAAGUUGAACGUACAAAGAUUUCAUCGAUAACUCCAAAUAUAGCAACAUUACUUCGAGUUGACUAUAGGAAGUUUCAAAUAUCCAAAGAAGAAUUAAUUCAAUUCUCUAUUUCUCAAUUGAAAGUUAUUAUGAAUGAUUUGCAUUCUAGAAUCGAAAGUCUAAACAAUUCUCUCAUGUUGUCAUUAGUCGAAAGAGAUGAGUUGCACCUAGAACAAGGUGGUAAAUUAAUUGCUUUAGAUGAUAUCAAGUCCUGGAUUAAAGAACUCAGUAUUCGUUCAUCAAUUCCUCAAGUUAGGCGACAAUUAUUUCUCAAUCUUUCAAGUAAUUUAUCAAAUAACACAUACAAUAAUGAUAUUUUUCCUAAACCUCAAACUAAACAUAACACUUUACCAAAAAGACCUCAAUGGAUGACAUCCUUAUUUGGUCGAGCAUCACAGCGACAUACUCUCUCGUUAUAAGAUUAUAUAUUAAUUUUCUUUUUGUAUAUCUCAGAUUUCAUAUAUUUCCCUAAUUGAAAAAUUUAUGGUCUUCAUAAAUAUGUCUUGCUCAUUCCUAAAUCCUUCUUCUAUUUAACUUGUCUAAUUCCCAUCCUAAAUUGAUCAGUACUUGUGCAGCUAAUCAUUUUUCUUCAAUUAUCUAACAGAGUAAUUGAUAAUAUGACAGGAUCUAAAAUAAUCUGUUAAAAACAAAGUCAGAUGAAACGUCAAAUUUAUCGAUCAGAAACUACUUUUUGUUUUGCCAUCAUAAUGUUUAUUUCUAUGCUAAGAUAUAUGAUGAUUCGUCUAUUUACUUUUUCUACAAUAUUUGAAACUCAUUGUUGAAACUACUAUUAAUAAUAAAUAAAUAAAGUUUGUUAAUAUGUUACAACACAAUACUUUUCAUUAGAAUUGUCUUUAUUCUCUUUAUAUGUGUACGUUGAUUUUAUGUCAAAAGUACAGUAAAGAUGAAAGAAACACAACAACAACCAUUCAACCGAACAGAUAAUCAUGUAUGUUCACUAGUCAUUAGUUUGUUAAUGGAUUUCGUUAGUUUUUUUUUUAUGAGAAGUCAUUACUGGUGUCGUUUAAUCAUAUGAAGAUUAAGACAGAUAUAUUUAAUGAUCGUCGUUUUUUUAAGUUAUGAG